Molecule: messenger RNA, 2123 nt
Organism: Mycena citricolor
Lineage: Eukaryota; Fungi; Basidiomycota; Agaricomycetes; Agaricales; Mycenaceae
Source: the annotation of a GenBank genome assembly
CUAUACGGCAGCACUUGUCGUCCUCCACCACCACCACCAACACCACCAUCCCGCAUGUCCUAUUUCCUCCCCCAUCUGCCGUCGGGCUGGCACGUCGACGAAGCGAUCAAAUCCGAGGAGGACCGUGUGGUGGUGAUCCGCUUCGGACAUGACUGGGACUCGCAGUGCAUGACGAUGGACGAGACGCUCUACGCCGUCUCGGAGAAGGUGCAGAACUUUGCGGUCAUCUAUCUCUGCGAUAUCACGGAGGUGCCGGACUUCAACAAGAUGUACGAGUUGUACGAUCCCUGCACGGUGAUGUUCUUCUAUCGGAACAAGCACAUCAUGAUCGAUCUGGGCACGGGUAACAACAACAAGAUCAACUGGGCUAUGGAUAAUAAACAGGAGUUAAUUGACAUAAUCGAGACGGUGUAUCGCGGCGCGUCGAAGGGUCGUGGGUUGGUCGUCUCGCCCAAAGAUUACUCGACGCGGUAUAGAUACUAAGUGCGAGGUUGCUCCUUUGUGCAUGUAUGUCUCGCAAUAUACUCCUGUGAAUGUCCUGCAUACUGGCACCCGUGACCGGUGCCUGCUUGUUGAUCGUUUUACCUCCGGAUCCAGGCCUCGCACGUUCCAUCUAAAGACUGUUGCGUGUCAGAGCACUCCACGCUUUACUUGGAUCCCGCUUCCGUGGGAGCAAAACAGAUCUAAGUAAUCUUUGUCUUUUUUCUGGAUUCUGGGACCGGUGCUACAAGUCUGCUGAUGCUCUCCCCUGUGCUCUUGGGUCUAUGCUUGGACAACGCGGCGUGCGCAGUCCAUUGAGGCCCUGCGCAGUAAAAUGAAGACAGGCUGAAUGUGGGGCGAUGUGGGGCGGCACGAGAAAGCUGUGCAGCCGAGGAGGAUCGGAUCCUCACCCCUCGCAUUUGAAUGUCUCCAGAUCGGGCAUCUCGGACUGAGUUGAUCGCCUGCGUCAUUCGAGCGUAUUUCGACCGAGCUGACCGACGCGUUAAUUAAACCUCCAUCCUUCUUCGCGUCAUUCUUCGGAUUACUGGUCAGAUGCUCGAUCUCCCGCUCGGCCGCUGUGCUCUUUAAAGGGACUUUGUCGAAUGUGAAUAUUUCUCCAGUACCAUCAUGCAGUACUUCCUCGCUGUCCUCGCCUCAUUCUUCGCUGUCUCUGCGGCUGUCCCGCUGCUCCCCCGGGCAGCGGAGAUGGCCAACGCUACGGAGAUUCUCCAGUACGCGCUCACGCUGGAGCACCUCGAGGCUACCUUCUACGCCAGUGGUCUUGCAAAGUACGACAACGCCGCCUUCACCAAGGCUGGAUUCCCGUCCUGGGUCCGUGGCCGCUUUGCGCAGAUUUCACAACACGAGGCGGGCCAUGUCGAUUUCUUGACCAAGGCGCUCGGUAACGAGUCCGUUGCGGCAUGCAACUACAGCUUCCCCCAUACCGAUCCAGCCUCGUUCGCGGCUCUUGCCGGCAUUCUCGAGGGCGUUGGCACGAGCGCAUACCUCGGUGCCGCGCACUUCCUCACAGACACGACGCUGACGGAGGCGGGGUCCAUCCUCGCCACGGAAGCCCGCCAUGCGGCGUGGCUGCACUCGGCGGUGCUGAAGCAGGAGCCGUGGAGUGGGGCGUACGAGACGCCGCUCGACCUGCGCCAGGUGUUCUCGCUGGCGGUGCCGUUCAUCACGAGCUGCCCGUCAUCAAACCCCGCGCUCCCGCUCAUGGCCUUCCCCACGCUCAAGUUCACCGGCCCUAAAAAUGGCGCCGUGACGCUCGAUUACCAGACGAACCAGACGGGCGAUGCAUUCCUGGCGCUGUUCACCGGUGUCAACACACUCUUCGCUCCGAUCGUCAACAAGACCGCGAAGCUCCCCAGUAAUCUGCAGGGCACCGUGUAUGCCGUAGUCAGCUCGAACGGGUCUGCUGUCAGCGACGACACCACCCUCGCUGGUCCUGCGAUCAUGCAAUUCCCCUUUGGCGCCGAUGCUAAGAACCCUUGAUUCAUUGGUCUUGCGAACUGUCUUUGCAUCUUGUUGUGUCUCCCAUUCUGUGUAUCACUACGUACUGAUUCGAAUAUGACUUCUUUUAUUGUCGCAUGUGCCGUUUAGUCAAAAAAAAUAUUAUUACUGCGUUGCAGGAUCUC